GUAUAGUUGAUUAGAACAAAGCAUAAAACUUCUACCACCGGUAAAAACACCAAAAACCACCACUUUAGGCCGCAAAUGGCGGCGGCGGCGGCAGCGGCGGCGGUAUCCCAUAUCUUUCGCCCCCGUUUCUCAUCAGCAAAAAUCACGCUUCAGCUCAACCUCCUCCACUCAUUUUCCGACUCCGAACAGCUCGACCCAUCUCCGGCGCCAUGCGCCGCCGUGGAAAAACCGUCCCUCCCGGCUCUCCAAAACUCGCCGGAGGCGGACUCUCUCUGCCAAGUCUUAAUCCGGCACCACAACCCGUUCCACCACAUGGAAUCUUCUCUCCAGCUCUACGGUAUUUCCCUUUCGCCGCCUCUAAUCCACCAGACCCUCCUCCGCUUGAAUCAUCAGUCCAAAAUCGCCCUCGCCUUCUUCAAAUACACUCAGUUCCACAAACCCUCGCCGCCGCCAUCCUCAUCUCCUCUUCUCGACACCGCAGCGUACAAUAUCAUCAUCGACAUCUUGUGCAAAGUUCGCCAAUUCGAUGUCGCGUGGCAGCUGAUUUUGCAAAUGGAUAGCCAGGAGAGCGGUUCCAAGCCCGAUUUCACUACUUUCUUUGUCUUGAUCAGACGUUUGAUCUCCGCCGGGCUGACGAGAACUGCGGUUCGUGCUUUUUACGACAUCGGCAUUUUUCUCGGUACCGAUACUUUCGAGUCGAGCUUUAGUUUCUGCUUUUCUUAUCUUCUCGACACGCUUUGUAAGUACGGAUAUGUGAAGGUGGCGGUGGAGGUGUUUAAUAAGGAGAAGUACAGAUUGGAGGCUGACACGAAGUUGUAUACUAUCUUGAUUUACGGGUGGUGUAAGGUGGGGAGAAUCGAUAUGGGGCGGAAGUUUUUCGGAGAGAUGUUGGAGAGGGGAAUUGGGGCUAAUGUAGUUACGUACAACGUGUUGUUGAAUGGGAUUUGCAGGCGUGCGAGUUUGCAUCCUGACGGAAGGUUUGAGCGCGUUAUUAGGGAAGCAGAGGAGGUGUUCGAUGAAAUGCGCGAGAGGGGUUUGGAGCCUGAUGUGACGAGUUACUCGAUUUUGCUUCAUGUGUAUAGCAGGGCUCACAAGCCCCAGCUCUGUUUAGACAAGUUGGUGAUGAUGAAAGAGAAGGGGAUCGGGCCGAGUUUAGCCACGUAUACUUCUGUCGUAAAAUGUCUUUGUUCCUGUGGGAGGAUGGAUGACGCCGAGGAGUUACUGAACGAGAUGGUUCGUUGUGGUGUAACCCCCACGGCAGAAACGUACAACUGCUUUUUUAAGGAGUAUAGGGGUAGAAAAGAUGCAGAAGGUGCAAUGAAGUUCUAUAAGAGGAUGAAGGAGGAGGAUUCUUUACUUUCGCCAGACAUGCAUACGUAUAAUAUACUGCUGGGUACGUUCUUGAAGUUGGGAAAAAUGGGACUCGCGUGGGAGAUUUGGGAUGAUAUGAAUACGAGUGGGGUCGGACCGGAUUUGGAUGCCUAUACGAUUUUGGUACAUGCGUUGUGCGAGAAGAGGAGAUGGAGACGGGCGUGCGAGUAUUUCGUGGAGAUGAUUGAGAAGGGGUUCCUUCCGCAAAAGAUUACUUUCGAGACACUGUACCGAGGCUUGAUUCAAGCCGACAUGUUGAGGACUUGGAGAAGGUUGAAGAAGAAGCUUGAGGAAGAAUCGAUAACAUUUAGUUCGGAAUUUAAAGAGUAUCACCUCAAGCCCUAUAACAGAUGACGAUUGUCUUGUGGUUUUGAAGCAAGAAUUGUACCUUGUAGGUAUUACUUUCGGGUUUGGAAUACUAUUUUGGAUAUUUCUAUGCUCCUGCGCGUGCUUAAACGCGUAAUAUUUAACUGUUAGGGAUAUGAUAAUAUGACUGUUACACCCUUCGUCUCCUGGUUUAUGGUCAGAGUUACCCAUGUACAAUAUAGGCGAUAUAUCUUAUAUUAUCUCUCUCAUUUACAGUGA
Erythranthe guttata (spotted monkey flower) is the source of this 1956-nucleotide messenger RNA. Lineage: Eukaryota; Viridiplantae; Streptophyta; Magnoliopsida; Lamiales; Phrymaceae. The record is from RefSeq and is a predicted model, not a curated record.